Lindgomyces ingoldianus is the source of this 1800-nucleotide messenger RNA. RefSeq lists its product as uncharacterized. The coding region runs from base 1 to 1800 and encodes 599 amino acids. The transcript is spliced from 19 exons. NCBI's taxonomy places the organism in Eukaryota, Fungi, Ascomycota, Dothideomycetes, Pleosporales, Lindgomycetaceae. The record is from RefSeq and is a predicted model, not a curated record.
AUGAAAGCGCCAUGGGGAGGUAGCACUUGCAAUGCGCCGAGCAAACUAGUCCAAUUCAUGUUUGCUUAUGGUACAACUACCACUCAAAUGAGGCAAGUUUAUCGAUCGCAGGUUGUUGAUAUUUUGCUAGGUGCUACCUUCCAAGGUUAUAUUUCCGUCCUGCGCUUCCAAUGUUGUGCGGUUCCGUUGCUAUGGUGGCGGAUCCUGAUACCUCAACAUAAUUGGGGAAUUGUUCGUAUUGACUGGAGGUGGAAGCGUGUAACCCAUAACGAUAGGCAGCAUAGGCGCCGUCGAUUGCAUGUCGGAAAAGUCGAAUUCAGCGAUGCGCCCGAAGUUCCGACUCUCCGCGCUACUGGAUUAUGUGUGACUCUUGAGGCAAAUUUUACUUCAGUGGUAACUAAAUUUUUGCACAUGAUUUCAAACUUAAAAUGUUCUAGUAACCAAAAGCAAUGUCCCACUUACAAUUCUGGUUUCUCGCGCGACUUUGCAGACGGUAUUGCGAGUACCAAAUCUAGAGUCAGGCCCCCUACUCCGCAAUAUAAUUUUCCUAAAGUGGCUGUGUUCGGCUCAUGCAAUACAUUGGCUGACUCAUGGUUCCUUGGGUGCGUCUUUGUUGGAAUGUCUGCAAUUAAACGCCACGUUGGUACCAAUCAUAGAGACUCUUUUAAUUAUACGACAACCCUAAUGCGUGCUUCCAACUGCUUUCUGAUUCGGAAACAACGAGGAGUCCUAAGGGAAAGAAGCCGCCAGUCGGAGUGGUGCGGAGCCACGUCCUUACACACUACCGAUUUUCGAUGUCUUAUGCUAGUAGCAUCCUCGAAUCUAUUUGUUUGCAGUUACGGAGCUCUCAAAGCUCUACUAGUGGUAGGCUUAGGUCACAUGACAGUUCCUCAUACCUCUAAUGAAACCCCCUACUCCAAGGAUAGUAUGGCAGAUUGGCACGUCGUGUUCGAUCUGGAAGAUGUCCUGCAUACGACGCUUGAUAUAGACCGUAUGAAUCAAGCCACGCAACCAAUGCUAAUCGCCAGAAGACACGCAAAUGGGUCGAGGCAAUAUCCAUGGCAUAUGAUGACAAUUGGCAUGGAUAUACUGAAUAUUAUGAUAACUUCUUCCCCAGGGUUACAAAAGUACGCUGAAUCUAGUGAUACCCAGGACUCCGCUCUUACUAGUCAACAGGACAACGUUCAUCCGGCUACCGACUUCAACGCAACAAGAAACGGCAAGGUGCCAUGGAAAUUCCUAUAUCAUAGAGGGGGCUGGCUAGCUCAACUUGAGGGCCACAAGCGCAUAGCCUCUAUAAGAGUGAUAUCUCCCGUAGGUCUCUCAUGCUGGAAUAGUGAGGAUUCAUUAAUAUAUGUCGCAUGGUUUCUGGAUCCAUUCGCCGUAGCCACCUUCGAUGGCAAGAAAACGCGGAAGAUGUGCGUGAUAACGAAGACGCUCAACCAAUGUCCCACUUACACAGGAACAGCACGACAGCGUACUGGAGGUUCAAGUUUUGAACCAAGGACACUAGGGAAUGGCAAAUUAAGCAUUUGUUGGGGAUUAGCGCUGUCAUGGAUAAGCGAGAAUUGCAUACUGAGCGCAUGGGAUUCUUUCAAGGUUCUAAUACAGCCCAGGAACCCGCUUAGAGAGGUGAGAAACGGAGCCAGAAAUGUGUUACGCUCUCCAGUAACGUUAAAUUUUAAGAAGCGGGAAAAUGAGUUGAUGGGAAGCAGGGAUGUCUGUCCAUCCUUCCAAAUCGAGGCUGGUCAUGAAUGUGGCUUGACACAUGGCGCCAUCAUGGAAUUUUUCCCCUCCUAA